AUGUCUCUCAUAAAAAUAUCAUUAUUGUCUCUGUUUACUCUCUGCUUGAUAUCUGCACAGGCAGCAAGGUUUGACAUCGUCAACCAAUGCUCUUACACUGUCUGGCCAGCUGCCACUCCCAGCGGCGGAGGCAGGCAGUUAAACUCAGGCCAAACAUGGAGUAUAGACAUCCCAGCUGGAACCUCGUCGGGCCGAAUUUGGGGCCGAACAGGUUGCAAUUUUGACGGCUCAGGUCGUGGUAGUUGUCAAACCGGUGGCUGCGGUAAUGUCAUCAGUUGCACCUUAUCCGGUCAGCCUCCACUCACACUUGCUGAAUUUACCCUUAACGGUGGAAACAAUCAGGAUUACUUUGAUCUAUCAGUGAUUGAUGGUUUCAACAUUCCAAUGCAAUUUGCUCCAACCUCUAAUGGAUGCAACAAAGUUCGAACUUGCAGAGAAAAGUCUUGCCCUGAUGCUUAUCAGUAUCCGAGUGAUGAUACUAAAACAGUUUCAUGCCCAGGUGGUACCAACUAUAGAGUUGUCUUCUGCCCUUAA
Molecule: messenger RNA, 534 nt
Organism: Lathyrus sativus (Indian pea)
Lineage: Eukaryota; Viridiplantae; Streptophyta; Magnoliopsida; Fabales; Fabaceae
Source: the annotation of a GenBank genome assembly